AUGUGCUUUGGCGGCGGCGGCGAGGAGCAGUGGUGGGGCUACAUUGACGACGGCAAAGGCUGGACGGCGCGCCCAAAGUCCCAGUACAUGUCGACGCCCGCCUACAACAGCGACCUGCGCCGGCACGAAAAGGCCGAGCGGCGGGCGGCCCUGCAGCAGGGCUACCACAUGCCCAAGGAGAGCAAGUACACAAGGCGGUGGUAG
This is a messenger RNA of Emericellopsis cladophorae, 204 nucleotides long. RefSeq lists its product as uncharacterized. The coding region runs from base 1 to 204 and encodes 67 amino acids. Lineage: Eukaryota; Fungi; Ascomycota; Sordariomycetes; Hypocreales; Bionectriaceae. The record is from RefSeq and is a predicted model, not a curated record. The transcript has a single exon.